CUCUCUUCACAAUAAUUUCUACACUUUUUUCCCCUUUGAUUCUUCCGAAUUUUGGGACAUCCGUUGGAAAGCCACUUUCCACGUCGGCUGUGUUGUCCAAGCCUCCGAAGUCUCCAUCCGUGAAUUUUAGCGUCCGCGCGGCAUCGAUCGGGUUGCCCCGUUGAUUGCCCUCGCCGUCGUUUUUACAACCUUCGGAUAAACAAUUGCAUUCCACCACCUUCUGACGCUGUUAACGAUCUGAUCUCUCUCUCUUCCUCUUUUUUUUUAUAAAAAAAAAAAAAAAAAGGAAACCCACCGCCCCUUUUAUUCCAAUCACCAUCUGUCAACUCUUACUUUACGAUAUACUAUCAGUCACGAAGUACCUCCUGUCUUUAUCUUCGUCAGCGAUUUCUCAGCCCGCUUCCUCAAGGAAGCCCUCUUCUUCGUCAGGCAUCCUUCGUAUCCCCUCCCCUCUUAUUCUGUGAUCAUGAAACUAGCACGGCCUUCGAUCAAUCCCGGACGCACGAAAAACAUCCUUCAUGGUGUUCAGGGUUUCAUUAUCUUUCUAGCAUGGGCUUGCACCAUUGCCGUGUUCACCAAGGGUGGUGGUAUUGAUGGCCGAUCAGCGUGGUACUGGGCUCUGUGUUGGUUCAGCAUUCCCGGCCUAAUCUAUCUCGUCGCAGUGCCAAUGUGGCCGCGCGCACGACGUUUCGGAAAUGUAUAUGCCUUUGCAACCGUCGACUGUCUGUUUGCUCUGCUAUGGUUUACGGCGUGGGUCUGUGUCGCCAGCUAUGUAGCGCAAGGAAAAUCAGAGGGCAAGAGCGAUAGCGACAAGGACAAGGACAAGGACAAGAAUAACAACAAGACUGGCUGCGAUAACUGGAAGUACGGCAGCGCUAGCAAAUGCAAGAUCAGCACGGCCACCUGCAUUAUGGGAGUUGUCGUCUUUUUGCUGUUUGUUGUGACCGCAUUUAUGUCCUUCCGCAAUGUGAUGCAUUUCCGCCGGACCGGAACCCUGCCCGAUGCUGUCUCCGACCCUACAUUCGCCGCGCAGAGCAAGGCCGCUUUCUCAUCGAAUCCGGCCCACGACUUCGACGAAGAGGAUGAUUUCCGGUCUGGCCGAGCCGGCGGAAUGGGCUCUUCCAUCCAUAACAACCAGGAUGAGGACUACGCUCUCCUGCACCAGAGCGAGGUCGAUGAGUUCGGAAACCCGAACGGGCGCUCCGCCAUGCAUGGCGCCUACGAUCCCACCGCUUCCAACGCCGGAGGAAGCGUCCUUCAUGACUACAACACCACCACCAGCUACGGCGGUGCGCAUGGGCAACACUACGCCCCGCCCUCGGAAUGGGGCUCCAGUGUUAGCGGCUACGGACGUUGAUACACUCUUCUCUCUAGAAAACUCUCACUCUUGUACCUCAAAUAACCAUGGAGCGGUGUUACGGCGCAAUUUCCGUGCUGUCUUGUCUUUGAUUCUGGAGGUGUUUUGAUACAGAUGUUCUACAUGCGACGGAUUCCUUGUCCGGGCGAUGAUUGUAUGCUGUGAUUGGAAAUUAAGACCCGGGCAGGCCGCAUGUUCACUGAUGAUUUUGACGAUAUUCUGUUUUGUUAUAAAGUUCUCAGCCACUUGGAAGAUAGCAUAUUUGAAUUCUAUUUUAGUACUUCUCCGUUACAAACUGAACAAUAUCCCCAGUCCUCAAAUUUUAUAAAAAAGAAAAACUUUUUCUAUUUUCUUGUUUCACCUCAACGGCUACACAGUGCCUGGAAUAACAUACGCAGCCAAUGAGCA
Molecule: messenger RNA, 1765 nt
Organism: Aspergillus alliaceus
Lineage: Eukaryota; Fungi; Ascomycota; Eurotiomycetes; Eurotiales; Aspergillaceae
Exons: 3
Coding region: 467-1357 (296 amino acids)
Cellular component (GO): membrane
Source: RefSeq, a predicted model, not a curated record